Molecule: messenger RNA, 2885 nt
Organism: Labrus bergylta (ballan wrasse)
Lineage: Eukaryota; Metazoa; Chordata; Actinopteri; Labriformes; Labridae
Gene: bsg
Product: basigin
Biological process (GO): homophilic cell-cell adhesion; axon guidance; dendrite self-avoidance
Cellular component (GO): axon; plasma membrane
Molecular function (GO): cell-cell adhesion mediator activity
Source: RefSeq, a predicted model, not a curated record
GUGCGUGAGGUGCAACUAGAGGACGACCGACUCGAUCGGCUUCACUUCGUAACAGUCGGCUCCGACAUCUCGCUGGAAGUUCGCGAGUAAAAGUGGAAGAAGAUUUACCCCGAAUACGUUAACGUUACUUUUAAUCGACUAGUUAUUAAAUACGAAAUCAUCGACCAUGAAAUUACUGUGGGCUGUCGGUGCCCUUCUGUUAAGCUGCUGGCAAGCUAGCGCGUCCACAGCCCCAAACAUCAUUACUGAACCUACGGAGGUCAGCAACCAGACCUCCGCAGUCCUCAGGUGCAACUUGACAGAGUCAAACCUUCCCAUCAAGGGAUCCCACUGGGUGCACAAUGGAAAAGUCAUUGAAGAUUCCAAAUCCACUGAGGCUUCUGCAUCCAUCAUCCUUAGUUUGAAUAAGAUCACCCACAACUCUGGUGGAAAGUAUGAAUGUGUGUUCCUGACUGAUCCAGAGGUGAAGCAGACAAUUGAAGUCAAAACACUUCCUCAUGUAGGUGCCCACAAGCACUCUGAGCAUGCCAAUGAGAAUGACAAAGGUGUGAUGGUCUGUAAUAGCCAUGGCUACCCACUGCCCACUGACUGGACCUGGUUUAAAGAGGAAGAAGGCUCCCAGAAGCCUAUUAUCAACGGCACUACCGACAAAUAUGAGAUCAAGAGCACCCCUAACAAGACCACUCUGACCAUCAAUGACCUGAGCAUGGAGAACGAUAUUGGAGACUACGUCUGCUCUGGAACCAAUGAACUUGGCACAAGCAGCGACAAGAUCCACCUGCGUGUCCGCAGUCGCCUGGCUGCUCUCUGGCCCUUCCUGGGGAUUGUGGCCGAGGUCAUCAUCCUGGUGACCAUCAUCUUCAUCUACGAGAAGAGGCGAAAGCCUGAUGAGAUCAAUGACGAUGACGACUCAGGAUCUGCUCCCUUGAAGAGCAAUUCUAAUGCAAAUCACAAAGACAAGAAUGUGAGGCAAAGGAAUUCUAAUUAGAAGCUGAAACAGAUGGACCCACAGACUGCAGUCCAGGACUCAGCUGUUGUGUUGCACACCAUACUGUGCACCCUGCAACUUUGAAGAACCUUUUUGUGCUUGGGUGUUAAUGUUUAAGAAGUUGACUGAUUUCCUCUUUGUUUAGUUUUUCUUCUCUAUUAUUCUCCAUAUUGUGCAGCCAGAGAGCAUAGUGUGGAAUUAUUUCUGCUUCAGAUCAAGGGGCAAAUAUUGCAUGAGUGUAAAUGCUGUUAUAGAAAAGUGUGUGUUUGUUGUAAACUCAUUAGACAGUUCAUGUGAGGAAUGCUUAGUUUGUGCUUAUUUUCUUUUAAUGCUUCCUACACUGACUUCACACUUUACUAUGCUUUUAUUCUCCAAUCAAAAGUUCUGUUUAGAUGAUAGACACUAUUUUGUAUUAUUAAGAUAAAACACUGCCAUUCUUCUAGUAACAGCUGGAGUGUGCUUGAAUUCACACGUUUGAUCUGUCCCUACACCAACAAAAACCUCCUUUAGCAGAGUUUUAUACUUUGCCUUAACUAGCACCAUUUUUUUCUUUCUCUUUUUUGCAUUGUGUUACCUGUUACAAGGUGUACAUGUGACACUAAAGAUUAAAUGCAGAAAUGACUGAGAUUCAAUGUCUGCUAGCUUUUGUUGCCGUAAGAAAUUAAAGUCCUUCAAGAAGAAAAGCGUUUGUCCCUUUAAAUCCUGCUUUCAUUUCCUUUGACUAUUAAAAUGUUUAAGGGUCCAAGUACAACCACUUCCUGUUACAGCCGAAUGGAAUUUUUAAUCAAUAGUCCUCUUCUGAUAAUUUUCUGAUAUUUUCUGCAGAAAUAUCUCAUUAACACAAAAACUGAACAAAGAUUUUAACAAAAUUUCAUAGGUGGAUUAAAAGUUCCACCCACUUCUCAGGCACAUACAAUGAUGGUCAUUCCCCCAAAGUUGGCGUUACAGUAAUCAAGUUUUAAGUUUUUUCUAAAAUCUCCGGAGUGGCUUUAAAAGGAGCCAGAUAUUUUUCAUUUAUUUGCAUCUUUGCUCUGAUUGUCUACUUCUCUGAAAAGGCACAUUUGGGGAUUUUGUUUCUCAAUUUCCUCAGAGUCCUGUUUCUUUCAAACAUCUGAGAGCUUUGAGCCAGUCCUCUUCAAAUUUUGUCAGGAUCAUCUCCAGAGUUUGCUGAUCUCAAGUUAAAAACAGGAAUUUUGACCCACAAACUAAUGAUGUGGAACACUUUUAAACAUAUUUUUAACUACAAUUUUACAUUAAUUCUUGAGUCCAAAUGGGCAACUAUAACUACACUUGGUGAACGUAACUCGGCCAAGCUUUAGGCUCACACUGCCAUUCACUGUCUUGUUGUAAUCACUAUUGUGUGCACAACAUUUAUAUUUCACCAACUUUUGCAAAAUAAUUUUACACCAAAAUCAAACACUAUAUCCAAAACCAGAAGAAUCAAUAUUUUGGCUGUUCUCAGUCAUUUGAAUAUAAUUUAUGAAUCAGUGAAAAAUUAUUUACAGAUGUUUUUAUGAAAAAUGUUGGAACAUUUGACUUCUUGUCAACUAAGAAACGCACAUCCUAAUGCUAGCAGCCUGCUUGGUCCCCAUUCAGUGCUGUUUGCAACUUUUAGCUACCUGAUGUCACAUGCACAGUAAAAAAAAAACAUGAUUAAGGACCAAUGCAAGAAAUGUAACAUUUGUUAUUUCUGUAGAAUUCACAGAUUUAAAAUGUAAUACAGGAGAAGAUGUCUUUCUCGCUCACUGUGACCUGAGCUAAAACAUCUGUGUGCAGUUGUUGGACCACCAUCUCUGUUCCCUUCACUGUGUAGACCAUUCAGAAGCCAUAUGUUUCAUUUAACUGAGUAUUGAUGUGAUUGGAUGUAUUCUAUACGAAUAAAAAAGACCUAGACACA